AUACACAUCAGGAGAAGUGAGGUUGUGGGACACUCGCACCUGGGACUACACAGCCCCCAUCCUGGAACCGAUGCACAGUCCUGGUGAUGCUGGACCUCAGCCACAUGUCUCCUUUGUGAAGAUAAACAGCUCUCUGGCUGUAGCAGCUUACGAGGAUGGAACCGUUAGUGUGUGGAGCCUGAUGUUUGGGCGGGAGCCAAUCCAUCGUUACCAGCACAAUCAGAGGAUACAGGCUUUAGCUCUUGGUUCAGAGGGUGCAGCGGUAGCAACGGCAUCUGGCUUCGAGGUCAAAGUGGAAAGCCCUAACGACAGAGGAUUCUGGCAAACCACAGAAACGUUUGAAAUCCAGAAAUUGGUCAACUUCCUUAAUCUGGUCCCAGAUGUUGCGGGGAGUCCAGUGACAGUAGCAGCUGCAGAAGACAUUGUCUAUCUCCUGAAAGCAGAAGAUCCUGGCAAAAUCCUCCAUUCUGUCUAUGGUCAGCCUGUCACAUGUCUCGAUGUGUCUGCUCAUGAAGCAGCCUUUGGGGUCAAAACCUUUGGCUGGUUAUUGAAUGAGCCCAACCAGAUUCUUCUUUACAAUCUGGAAACAAGUCAGUGUCUAAAGAAGAUGGGCAACUCGAUAGGUGACUUUACGUGCGUCAACCUCCGGAACAGUCCUCCAAACAUGCUUGUUACAGGCAAUAAAGACAGAAGGGUCAGGGUAUUCGAUCUCCGCAGAAGCGAAUCUUUGUGCUCCCUCUAUGCCCACCAGUUAGGAGUGUCUGCGGUCCAGAUGGAUGACUGGAAGAUCGUCAGUGGGGGAGAAGAAGGCUUGGUCUGCGUGUGGGACCAACGGAUGGGCACCAAACUCUGGGAAAUGCAUGCCAGACAUCCGGUCCGCCACGUAUGGUUUAAUUCUCACAGCCUCAUCACUGCAAACGUCCCCGAUGAGAAAACUCCCCGAGGCGCCAGCAUCAUGGACGAUGACCUUACCGCACACCGCAAGCAUCGAGGAAUCAUUUAUGCCUAUGAGUUCUCGGUGGACCAGUUGGCUGUAGAAAGCUCUUCCUAUGACGAAGUGACUGGUUACAACUACAACAUCGGCCUUGCAGUUCCCUACGAUAACAUUUAG
Molecule: messenger RNA, 1111 nt
Organism: Balearica regulorum gibbericeps (East African grey crowned-crane)
Lineage: Eukaryota; Metazoa; Chordata; Aves; Gruiformes; Gruidae
Source: RefSeq, a predicted model, not a curated record